AUAACUUCACUCUUUCCUUCAACUCAACCCUACCAAAACAAACAAAUUAAGAGAAAGAAAGGCAAACCAUAUUCUUUGACAAAUUAAAGUUUUGGCCAUGGCUUCUCCUAGUCCACUUGCAAGAUUGUCAAUUGAGCGUAGACCCAAAUUGCUUAAAGAUUUUCUUCUUCAAGACGAUCCAUAUUCUUGUUCAUAUAAUGAUAUUGGGUCACACCCUCGAAAAUUAUGCAAGUCCACAAUUUCAAAUUUUCAUGGUUCAGGAAUUAGGUCAAACAAAGCUUCAUCUCAUCAAUUACUUAGAAGUAGAUCAUCUAGAGCUGCUACUGCUACAAUUUCUGCCAUUAACAAGGUCAUUAACAUUGUUAAGUUCUUACCCUUUGCCUCUGUCAAAUAUCCUUCCAUUUUUACGCGAAGCAUUUCAAGAAAACUAUCAAGAAGAACCAACCACAGGGACAAUAUUAAAAAGCAUAGUAGUAACCAAGAUGUCUCUGUCACCGUCAAAGUCAAAGACAUCCUACGAUGGAAAUCAUUUAGAGACUUGGUAGAUGAGAAAUCUACACCAUAUUCACCAAAUAGAUGCACCACCACCGCCACAACUAACUCCACAACCACCACAAGCAGCAAGAAAACUAGUUGGUGUGAUAGUGAUUUUACUGCGGAGGAUUUACCGUCAUGGUGGGGUGAAAAUGGUGAAUUUUUGGGUGAAUUAGAAGAUGGGAUGAAGAAGGUUGGUAGAAAGAAUAUAUUCGAGGAAACUGUCGGUGGGUAUAGCAUGGGAACCACAAGAGCAAUCAAAAGGGACCGUAAGGAAGAGUUGUGCUUUGAUGAGAAUGAGCAACACAGCCCAGUUUCAGUUCUUGAAUCUCCAUUUCAAGAAGACGAUGAAGAAGGAAUUGCCUUCUCUUUCCACCGAAACCUUGCUAAUUUAGACAAAAGAACAAGCAUGUUCAUGCAAAAAAUUCAACAGUUUGAGAGUCUUGCCGAAGGAAACACCAGCUUUGAAGAAGAAGAACAACAACAACAACAACAAGAGGAAGAAAUUCGAGAAAUUGAAGAAAAGGCAAAGCAAUUAUUGAGCAAUUUGAAAGAGACAAUUCACUUGGAACUAAUUGAAGAUUGUGAAGCAAACUAUGUGGAUGAGCUUCUCUUUGAUUUCUUUUGGCAUGAAUUGUGUACAACUAGAAAGCAUCAAAACAAUGAUGGUGAGAGUGAUGAAAAGUUAAUGAGAGAAGCAAAAUCUUGGAUCAAUGGUAAUUACAAUGGGGAAUUUGAAUGGGAGUUUGAGGAUAAAAGAGAAUCCUACAUAAGAGACAUGGAAAGAGAAGCAAGGUGGAACAAGUUUGAAGAAGAAAAACAAGAGUUGAGCUUGGACUUGGACUUUCAAGUGUUCAACGAUUUGGUUCAUGAAGUCUUGGAAGAUGUUUUUUCUCAUAAAUGUUAGAUUAUAUAAAAUUUGAAUACAGCUGCGUUCAAGUAGGGUCCGGGGAAGGUCACACCACAAGGAGUGUGCGCGCCUAUUCUAAUGCAAGUAUUAAUGACUGUUUUCAAGGCUAGUAUUUGGAAAGAAUUCCAUGUAUCAUAUUAACGUGUUUAGAACAUGUUAAUAUAUACAAGUGAAUUGUAGACUAGUUAGACAGGAAACUUUUUACAAUUUAACUAGUGGUAGAAUCUCUUGAAUCGGGGACACUCUUUUCUGCUACUUAUGUAUAGUUCUAAUGUUGGCUGGUUAUAAAGCCGACGAUUUUUCGAAAUUUGUAGACAACAAAUGUUUCCCUUUCAAUCAAUGAAAGAACAGGAAGUUUAAUCAGUGA
Nicotiana attenuata is the source of this 1811-nucleotide messenger RNA. RefSeq lists its product as uncharacterized. The transcript is spliced from 3 exons. The record is from RefSeq and is a predicted model, not a curated record. Bases 98 to 1441 code for a protein of 447 amino acids. Lineage: Eukaryota; Viridiplantae; Streptophyta; Magnoliopsida; Solanales; Solanaceae.